Salvia miltiorrhiza (redroot sage) is the source of this 1579-nucleotide messenger RNA. RefSeq lists its product as uncharacterized. The transcript is spliced from 4 exons. NCBI's taxonomy places the organism in Eukaryota, Viridiplantae, Streptophyta, Magnoliopsida, Lamiales, Lamiaceae. The record is from RefSeq and is a predicted model, not a curated record. Bases 1071 to 1436 code for a protein of 121 amino acids.
CUUCAUUCCUUCACGCUAACACCUAAAACCCCUAUUCAUCACUCCCGCUCAAUUUUCACGCUAACACCUCAAAAAGAAAGAAAAACAUUGAAUCAUAGUUUCAGGCUUACUGCGCUAGCCGCCUUCAACUUUCUUCUCCAACGUUCAGAUCGACGAAAAGCCUCUUCUGCGCCGCCUCCAUCUCUUUUCCCCCGCCAUCUCACUUGCCGACGAACAAAUUCUCGCCCGUAUCUCAUGAUCUGUUGCCUUUGUCACGCUUGCCUCCAAAUCUAAAACCCUAGGUAGUCGCCGCCGCCGCCUCAAUCUCCUCCGAUCACCGCCACCUCGCGUUGGAGCCCCCGAGGCGGAACAACAGCAAGACCUUGCCCGCUCUACCUUGCUCCGCACUGCCUUGUUCUGCUCCGGUCCGCCGUGCUUCGCUGCCGCUCCCAUCUUCUCCGGCCGCCGUCACCCCUCCUCAAAGGCCAUCUGCCAUUGUGGCCGUGAGCUUCCGGUGAGGCUGCCGCUGUACAAGGACGCCCAGGUGUACGACGUGGAUUUCGGGUGGGGCAGCCCGGAAAGCGUGCGGAGCGGCCUCAAUAACCGCUUCGAUGGGAUGGUGUAUCUGUACCCGGGAAAGAGUGGGGGAGGGAGCAUUGAUGUGGAGAUCAGUUUGGAAGCUAAGACAAUGGAGAAGCUCGAGAAGGAUAACGACUUCUUGCUCCACCCUUGAUCCAUGCUCAAAACUCUCGCCCUCUCUCUCUUAUGUUAAGUGUUUACUCACUUUGCCUCUCUCUAUGUGUGCCUCUUCACAUCUAUUUUGUAGUGGAAUUCAGACGAAUUAUCUGCUUUAAUUUCAUUUUCAUUAAUAACCAGAUUUAUCUACGCUAUUUCAAUGUCUUUCAUAUAAAUGUGAUCACAUCAAUUUGUAUGAUCUUCAAAAUUCCAGUAUGUAUAUGUGAUUGAUGGUUGAGAUGAUAGUUCAGAAAUGAACGUAAUCACGCCUUUUCAAAAAUUGUCUUUUAAUGUUUGGUAUUGUUCCUUUGUAGAAAAUCAGCAAUAGGAAUAAAGAGAAUAGAUCAAAGUUACAGAUGAAUCAUGCAUGCGGAACAAAAUCUAUUGCGCAGUUUUGCUACGAAGAGCGUGACAAUGAAACUGGAGAGGAGCCUAGUCGCACAACUACAUGGAGAUUGAGCCGUUAUAGUAACACGAAAAAGAACUGGAUCGAUGAGGCCUCAAAGGAAGUUUAUGUAAUUGCAAGCUUUUGUCAAGAAGAUGAAGCUUUUGUCAAGGUUCUUGGUGAGGAAAAAUCGAGCGGACUUCGAGGAUGUGGAGAUGGAUUGAAGCCACCAUCCAAAAGAGGAGAGAGGAUUAAUCUUGAUUUGCAAAAAGAGAAUGAAGAGCUGAAGAAAAAGAAUGAAGAGUUGGCCUCUCGAUUUGAGUCUUUAGAAGCUUAAAUUAACGUGAACACGUAUUUACUUGAACAAGCUUCCGCAUCAAUUUUGCAAUUCGAUUCUAUUGUUCUUAUAAAUAAACGUGAUCACACUGUUUUUUAAAUAAGCUUCUACAUCAAUUUCAUAAUUCAUUUAUUAGAAAUAAA